AUGUUUGUCAUUGAAGUAAAGGUUAAAGGUGGUGGCAGAUACCUGAUUUUCCGACGCUAUCGUCAGUUCUAUGCCCUGCACGCCAAACUAGAGGAGAGAUACGGGGCAGAGAGCAAAAAUAGCCCUUUUACCUGCACACUCCCCAUAUUGCCAGGAAAAGUUUAUGUUGGGGCCAAAAAAGAAAUUGCUGAGAACAGGAUUCCUAUCCUAAAUGUCUACAUGAAGAACCUACUCUGCCUACCUGUUUGGGUGUUGAUGGAUGAAGAGGUACGGCUGUUCUUCUACCACUCAGACUUUGAUAGUGAACAGGUGCCUCACAGACUGAGAAGGCUUCGCCCACGGACACGCCGAGUUAAAAGCAUUUCACCUCAAGUGCCUAUUUUUGACCGUGUGGCAGCUCCACGGGCUGAGGCACUGUUUGAUUUUUCUGGAACCAAUAAACUGGAGCUCAGCUUCAAGAAGGGAGACUUGAUCUAUCUACUCAGCAGAGUAAACAAAGACUGGUUGGAGGGAACAGCUAAUGAUGUCACUGGGAUUUUCCCAUGUGCUUUUGUGAAGAUCAUAAAAGAUUUACCACAGCAGGAAGACACAGUUAAUAAAGUUCGCUGUUAUUACUAUGAUAAGACUGUGAGCACUAUCAGGGAUAUCUCAGUGGAAGAGGAUCUGAACAGCAUUCCAUCAUUCAAAGAUCUCAUGGAAUUGAUGAGGCGGGAGUUUGACCAAGAUGACAUUGUUUUGAAUUACCGGGACCUUGAUGGUGAUCUGAUCCGGUUGCUCUCCGAUCAGGAUGUUGAGCUUAUGGUGUCUCAGAGCAGGAGAAGGCCCUCUGAGAAGCAUUUCUUUCCUUGGAAGUUGCACAUCACUCACAAAGAUGACUUGGAUGUCUACAACACUAGUCCAGGAAUAGGUGCUACUCAAACAGUAAGAGCAACAUAA
Molecule: messenger RNA, 936 nt
Organism: Pelecanus crispus (Dalmatian pelican)
Lineage: Eukaryota; Metazoa; Chordata; Aves; Pelecaniformes; Pelecanidae
Source: RefSeq, a predicted model, not a curated record